Molecule: messenger RNA, 415 nt
Organism: Talpa occidentalis (Iberian mole)
Lineage: Eukaryota; Metazoa; Chordata; Mammalia; Eulipotyphla; Talpidae
Product: small ubiquitin-related modifier 1-like
Exons: 2
Coding region: 107-415 (102 amino acids)
Biological process (GO): protein sumoylation
Cellular component (GO): PML body; nucleus
Molecular function (GO): protein tag activity; ubiquitin-like protein ligase binding
Source: RefSeq, a predicted model, not a curated record
GGUGGUGUGCUGUGGGCAAGAGAGACGGAUUUGUAAACCCCAGAGCGAGGUUCUGCCAGCCCGAGGCCGCUGCUGUGCGGAGACCCGGGGUAAAGCCGCCGCCACCAUGUCUGAUCAGGAGGCAAAACCUUCAACUGAGGACUUGGGCGAUAAGAAGGAAGGAGAAUACAUUAAACUCAAAGUUAUUGGACAGGAUAGCAGUGAGAUUCACUUCAAAGUGAAAAUGACGACAAAUCUCAAGAAACUCCAAGAAUCGUACUGUCAAAGACAGGGAGUUCCAAUGAAUUCACUCAGGUUUCUCUUUGAAGGUCAGAGAAUUGCUGAUAAUCACACUCCAAAAGAACUGGGAAUGGAGGAAGAUGUGAUUGAAGUUAAUCGGGAACAAACGGGGGUCAUUCAAAGAAAGCAACUUUAA